Nematolebias whitei (Rio pearlfish) is the source of this 626-nucleotide messenger RNA. RefSeq names its product butyrophilin subfamily 2 member A2. The record is from RefSeq and is a predicted model, not a curated record. Lineage: Eukaryota; Metazoa; Chordata; Actinopteri; Cyprinodontiformes; Rivulidae.
ACCAGUUCUUCAUGGUCCACUCUAAAAACUCAGUUCCUGUCAUCUUGGCUGUAGUUCUGUGUUUCAUCCUGAUUGUUGCUGUUGUUGUUUUUAUCUGGAGAUGGAGACAAAGAAAAAUCUCAACAGAGAAACAAGCAGAGAAUAAAAAUGAAGAGCAAGGACACCUGAUGGAUGAAGAAAGGUCUAAACAUGAGGAGGAGUUACUGAGGAUUAAGAUUAAAGAUGAGGAAUAUUUGAAACACAACUUUGAUGUUUUCAUGAAGAUAAAAGAAAAACUGGAGGAGCUGAAAAAACAACGCACUGUCCUCCAAGAGGAGGAAGAGAAAGAGUUUGAAGAGAAUGAUAAGAUGUUUAAGGAAGUGGAGUUUAAAAUUAAAAACCCAAAGAACGGAAAUGUUCUCAUUAAUGCAAAAGAUCAUGAAAAACUGAAAGAGUUCAUGAAGCAGCACAACAACAAACUGGACGAGAGAAAGAGAAAACAUGAAGCGCUGGAUGUGAACACAGAUCAGUUAAUUAACAAAGUGAGAACUGAAAUUAAAAUGAUUGAGAGAAAGAAACAGGAGCAGAGAAAAAUAAAAGAAACUGACGAACAAUUAAAAAAGAGUGAAACAGAAGAAAACAUUUAA